Molecule: messenger RNA, 939 nt
Organism: Cryptomeria japonica (Japanese cedar)
Lineage: Eukaryota; Viridiplantae; Streptophyta; Pinopsida; Cupressales; Cupressaceae
Exons: 2
Coding region: 1-939 (312 amino acids)
Source: RefSeq, a predicted model, not a curated record
AUGGGAGAUUCUGGGGGUUUGGCCUUCCUUUGGAAGGAUAUGACUAUUGAUUUGAAAUUGGUUGCUUCUUCUCCUUGCUGGAUGUUGGCUUUGGUUAGAAGUUGUGUUUUGAAUAUUAAACAGUUGUUUAAUGUUUAUGGUCCAAUGUCAAUUGGCGAUAAGAAAGCUCUUUGGGAUUCCUUAUCCCUCACUCUUUCCCCUCUUCAUGGUCAGUUUGUGGUUUUUGGAGGAGAAUUUAAUGCCAUCUCCUCUGAUGAUGAGAAGUGUGGGGGAAUUCUUCCUAAUAAACGUAUCUUGGAGGAUUUCUCUGCUUUCAUUUUAAAUAAUGAUCUGGUGGAAUACAAUUGGAUCUCCUCUAAUGUGGAUGUGGUUGCCUCGGUCUUGCCUUAUGCUGGCUCAGAUUAUUUUCCAGUUGUGUUAUCCAUCUUUGAUGACAAAGCCCCUGGUCAUUCUUCUUUUAAGUUUGAACCUAUGUGGUUUUGUAAUCCUUCUUUUUUUUUGCUCUUACAAUCCUGGUGGUCUAUGGCUCCUUAUGUUCAAGGUACUAGGAUGUUUCGGUUUGCUAAAAAACUCUCUUAUCUUAAGCUAGAAAUCGAGAAAUGGAAUGUUUUGCAUUUUAAAAAUAUUUUUUCUGAGAAAGCUAAGAUUCAGGAAGAACUUGAAGCUCUUAAUGAUAGGGUUAUGAUUGGUGGCAUGGAUUCUACUACUUUUCAGAAGCAUAAGUCUUUGAAUUCUCAGUUAGAAGAGAUCCUCUCCAGAGAAGAAAUCUACUGGCAACAAAAAUAUAGAGAUUUAUGGUUGAGUGAUGGGGAUCAAAAUACCAAAUUCUUCCACACUUCAACCAAGUUGAAAUGCCAACGUUGUAGGAUCUCUUGUAUUCAGAACUCUGAUGGGGUUGUAUUCAUUGAAGAAUCGGAGAUUGUUACUGAGGGUGUCUAG